This is a messenger RNA of Rubroshorea leprosula, 1735 nucleotides long. The record is from the annotation of a GenBank genome assembly. Lineage: Eukaryota; Viridiplantae; Streptophyta; Magnoliopsida; Malvales; Dipterocarpaceae.
AUCAAAUAAAAAAGAAUUAUCCCUCAAGAAUAUUCUUAACGUUCGGGAUUCACGGCAUGGUGCUCCUCGAUAGAGAGCGGAGUCAAUCCGCGGCUAAAUAGUUCCAUCUAACAGUCUUAUCUCCAGCGUGAAGAGAAAGUAAACGACCCGUGUGAAAACCGGAAAAAAGGGCACAGUUAUAUAUGUAUACGCUUCUGCGGGGAAGCAGAUAGCUUCGGCAAAGAGGAAGAGAAGAAGGGAAAAGCAAGGGCAAAGGCAAUGGCUUUGACUGGCUAUGUCCCUCUUUUGGUUCUAAUUCUCAUUACUGGCUGUGCUGCAAGGCCUUUGUAUCCACUUCCUAGCAAACUAAAUGAGAAGAAUAGAUUGCCCCUACAAACUUUUCGUCCAUAUAAUAUUGCACAUCGAGGAUCAAAUGGAGAGUUGCCGGAAGAAACUUCUGCUGCGUACUUGAGAGCUAUUGAAGAGGGUGCGGACUUCAUAGAAACAGAUAUCCUGUCAUCAAAGGAUGGGGUUCUUAUUUGUUUUCAUGAUGUUACCCUUGAUGAUACAACAGAUGUUGCUGAACAUAAAGAGUUUGCAAAUCGUAAAAGGACCUAUGAGGUCCAAGGGGAAAAUGUCACCGGCUUUUUCUCUGUUGACUUCACUCUAAAAGAACUAAAGACAUUACGGGUGAAGCAGAGGUAUAGCUUCCGAGAUCAGCAAUAUAAUGGAAAAUUUCCUAUUAUUACUUUCGAAGAGUAUAUUGCAAUUGCAUUGGAUGCACCAAGAGUUGUUGGUAUAUAUCCAGAGAUUAAAAAUCCAGUGUUCAUCAACCAGCAAGUGAAAUGGCCUCAUGGGAAAAGAUUUGAGGACAAGUUUGUGGAGAUGCUCCAGAAGUAUGGAUAUAAAGGUUCAUACAUGUCAGAAGAUUGGCUGAAACAACCUGCAUUUAUCCAGUCCUUUGCUCCAACUUCACUUGUUUAUAUAUCAAAUCAAACAGACUUGCCCAAAAUCUUCUUGAUUGAUGAUGUUACCAUUCCAACUCAGGAUACUAAUCAGUCAUACUGGGAAAUCACUUCUGAUGCGUAUCUUGCCUACAUUAAGGAUUAUGUUGUGGGCAUAGGACCGUGGAAGGAUACUGUGGUCCCUGUAAAAAACAAUUAUUUACAAACACCUACCGAUCUUGUUGCCAAAGCACAUGCUCAUAAUUUACAGGUGCACCCAUACACUUAUCGGAAUGAGAAUCUAUUUUUACACUUCAACUUCCAUCAAGACCCGUAUCAGGAAUACGAGUACUGGCUAAACUAUAUAGGAGUUGAUGGCCUCUUUACCGACUUCACAGGCAGCCUGCAUGAUUUCCAGCAGUGGACCUCUCCUACUGGUGCUAAAGACAACGAGACUGCAUCGAAAUUAUUGCAUAAAAUUGCAUCACUGAUCGCUUCAUAUAAAGGCUGAUAAAAUAAUCAAUUAUAUGCAUUCGAUCUCUAAAUAGUGUGUCAAUCCCAGUUUCGUUGCACAAUAAUGUUAGUGAAAUUUGUUCAUAAUCAUAUGAUAUGAUGUAGUGUUUUUCGAAUCUUCAAACCCUGCUGUGAAUACUGUAGCCCGAUGUUGUGGUCAUUGAAGUCAAUAUCUUGUAUUUCCCGCGCCUACCUUAGAAGAACACUUGUUUGAAUGUCUAGGAACAGAGAUUUGCAUUACAAGUUACAACCACGGGUCCAUGGUUAAAAACUUGGUGCGAUAAAAACAGCCAUAUUCA